AUGGAAGAAGACCCGCAAGAAGAACGACGGAUGAUACACCCCAAGAAGCGCAUUCACAGCGACGCCUGCAGCGACAGUGCGGACGAAUUGGACACAGACCAGGCGAGGGAGCCUAACGACGAUGAUGAACGACAGGAUCACGAAGCUGACGGGAAUGCACGGUGGUCAACUGUCAACUACAAGAAGCCCAAGCCGGCCAAAGGUACGAGAAUAGAACGUUUUGACCUACCAAAGACGGUGAUUGUCCUCAAGCCCAAAGAACAAAUCAGGAUUACGGACAUUUCACCCAAGCUGCUACUUGAUCAGAUCAGAGCGGUACUCAUCGUACCAUGUAACCGAGACAGGCUCUCGAACGUCGUUAAUCCAAGGAACAACACGAUUGCCGUAACAGUCUACGACGAGAGGCAUGCGAGGGACAUAAUGCAACUCAAGGCACUUGUGACCGACAACGGCCGGAUUGUGGAGGCAUGCGCCUACCGCUCGGUUACGGGCACCAUGCCUCGCGGUGUAAUUCACGGCAUGAAGCCUGAAACGACGGCACAAGACAUUGUCGAGAACUCCGACUCCGACUACCACAACAUAAUUCAUGCCAGACCUAUUGGCAAGAAGGGCACAUUCUUGCUUACCUUCGAUGGUGAGGGAAUCCCUAGAAAGAUAAGCUACCGCACCAGGCUGAUCAACAUGUACACGUACAGACCGACGGCAGUCGUCAUUUGCCUCAAAUGCCACGGGUUCGGGCACAAGGCAGCAGUCUGUACAGGGCAACAAAGGUACAAGAAGUGUGGUAAGACACACCCGGAGGAGGAGCAGUGCGAAGACACAUACUGUGUAAACUGCCAGGUAUCAGGCCACACAGCGCUAGACGGCGGCUGGCUGGCCAAGAAAAAUGCAGAUACGCGUCUUCAGAAGAGAGCAAAAGCGCCGCUGACGCAAACCAAGAAGAUCACAACACCACCCCGCACCAGUGAGACAGUACAAGGUAGAACCAACGGGAACCGAUUCUUACCGCUUCAAAACGUGGAGGAAUUCCCUCCGCUCGAGCAGCUGUCGCAGGGCACGACCGGUCAGCAGACGCACCAACAAUCCCUUCAAACGAAAGGCAACAUGAUGCGGCCCCACAAAAGCCACGAAGUAAACUCUUCGAACUUGACAGAAGAACAGCUUAACGAAAUGUGCAAGGAAUUGGAUGAAAUCAGACGACGUCUUAUCGAGAAGGAAAGGCGCAUCGAGACGACGCGGGUGCAAAUUGAAAAGAGAAAACAGGAAGAAGAAAGGUUUCGUCACCAAAGACUGGCGGAACUAGAAGAGAAACGACAAGCCGAACAGCAGCGUAGACAUGAAGCGCAACAACGACAAGAACAGAGGCAGGCGAUUCCAGUCCUCUCGGCACAGCAGGAAGAACGAGCACCGCAAUAG
Ixodes scapularis (black-legged tick) is the source of this 1416-nucleotide messenger RNA. RefSeq lists its product as uncharacterized. The record is from RefSeq and is a predicted model, not a curated record. The coding region runs from base 1 to 1416 and encodes 471 amino acids. NCBI's taxonomy places the organism in Eukaryota, Metazoa, Arthropoda, Arachnida, Ixodida, Ixodidae. The transcript has 2 exons.